Seminavis robusta is the source of this 5694-nucleotide messenger RNA. The record is from the annotation of a GenBank genome assembly. NCBI's taxonomy places the organism in Eukaryota, Bacillariophyta, Bacillariophyceae, Naviculales, Naviculaceae.
AUGGCGUCCCGCAGCAACUCCAUCAAGAAUUGGCACGAGAGUUUCAACCGAUUGGACGACGAAGACGAAGAGUCGUUGGAAGACUUGGACGACGAGAGAAGUGCCAGUGCGCGUCACGGAGAUCACAAUCGCAGCUUUGUCGACUUUCUCUUCGACCAUGGCGAUCUUGGUGUUGAUCUUGGUGUUGCCGCCUUCCAUCCCAUGGCGCAACACGCCGUGGUGAAUCCCGCCACUCUCAGUGAUUCCUUCAUCAUGAGAUCCUAUCCUUCAGCCUCUGUACUGGCCAAGGUAGAGGAAACUCAAGAGCUGGAUGAUAGCUUGCACACUGGCUAUAAGCCUAGUGGCACUAGUAGUAGUACUAGUGCUAAGACUGAAGAGACCUCAUCCAAGAACAAGAGCAAGAGCAAGAACAAGCACCACGGCAGUAUGAGCAGCAUCAACAGCAACCAGAGCCAAAAGAGCUCCAAAAGCAGCAAAAGCCACAAGAGCAGUAAGAGUCACAAGAGCCACAAGAAAAGAUCCAAGCCUAGAAGACACAGAAGCAAGGAACAUCAAUCAUCCAUGGCAGCUUCUGUUCCCAAUCUAGGCUCCAGCAGUGCCAGUCUAGAAGACUUUGUCUUCCAUAAUAUGUCCAUGAGUAUUAAUAGUAUGAUGGAACCUACAGGACCUCCACCACCAAGAUCCACUCCAAGUGCAACUACCACCAGUACCAACAACGCCAAUAAUAACAACAGCUUGGACAAGUUGGAAAUGAGCAUGAACUUGAGUCAGGUCUUUGAUCCUGAACUGCAACGACUGGAAAACUACAUGCCCCCGCCUCCACCAAAACAAACCAAACAAACCAAGCAGGAGGACAAACCCUCCAAAGCCAAGACCCGACAGUCCAUUGCAGCUUUCAAAAAGGCCGUGCCCACAGCAGCGACUGCCAUGGCCGCUAUCCGAGCCACCACACAAGCUGUACAAGAAACAGAGGCAGCUGCCAAACGAAACAGUGAUACUAGUACUACUCGUAGUACGGAACAACAAGAUACUAAUUCUACUGACACUGUACCGCCUCGAAGAACGUCGUCGGCAAAGACCCAAUCCGCCAUUGCCGCACUCAAGGGGGCCGUUCCAAAGGCGGCCAUGUCCGUGGCCGUUCUACGUGCUACCAGUGAGGCACUCGCGGACGCCGAGGCUGCCACCAAACGAAGAAGUAGUGCACAAACAAACACUGCCUCAGCAGCAGCUGCAGCUACUACUGGUACUCCCAAACAAGACGAAAACGACAAGAACAAGGACAACAAGACCGAUCUAGACAAACAACGAGAGCAAUGGCAACAGUCCAUGGCCAAUGACUUCUUGGCCGUCAUGCAAGAGGAAGAUAUCAACAACAACACCAAAGACAAGGCUGACAGUCAGGACAAAAAGGACAACGACACCACCAACAACAAUACCAACAAGGACAAGGGCUUGUCCGAGACAGUACAUACUCGAAAUGACAAUGACGACGGCGAUGAAGACGACAAGGAUGAUACCAUGAGUCAAGUGUCAGACAGCUAUCAUGACGAAGGACCCGAUAAACGAGACAGUGCCGAAGCAAGAGAAGGGGCAGUGCGAAGCUCACUAUUCUGGGUUCUUUGCAACUUUCUAGGAAUGAUGGCACUCAUGAAAUUCAUUGAACGAUGUUGUCGUUGUUGUCAAAAAGAUGACGAUUUAGAAGCUGCGGGGGCAGACUUGGCCGGUGAUGCGGCGGGGGCAAACAACAAUGGAGCUAUCGGCGGCGGGGGCACAACUGGACAGGGAAAUGCGCCUCCUCCACAACAAGCCGUCGUACAACAGAUGGCAGUCUCGGCGGCACAAAAUGCUGCCGCCAGUACCGCACAAGGAGCCAAUUCCAUGGCCACAGCGGGCGCUUCCACGGCCGGUGGAGGGGCUCUCACGGCUGUGGCUGUCGCGGCGGGAGUCAUGGGAGCGGGAGCCGUCGCGGCAACACUUGCCGUGACAACCACUAACCGUGGAAACAACCAGUUGGCGCCGGUCGCGUGGCAGUGUGACGCAAACGUCGAACCACUGCUGCAGCAAGGUCAUGUUGUGCUUUACAUUCAGGGAAUCACAAACUCAUCCUGGCUGGCAGAUCCAGUCAAUCGGCAACAGGCUGAACAGAGCUUUGCCAGCAUCUACAACACAGUCUCGGGGGAAUGUCAAGGCACCUAUCAGCGAAUACUCGAGUCGGCGACGUUGAAUGAAAAUGAUUGGGAGCAGAUCAACAACUACUUCCGAACCAACUGGACAACAUCUGUUUGGUGCAAUGGAGCUUGUCCGGAUAUCGAACCACUCUUUUACAUUCGCGCCGAGGAUUACGACAGCCAGGCAGCCGCCUUGUACGGUGGGAGUGAUUCUGCCGUUUCUGGUGGUCCUGGAGCUGGGUCUUUGGAAACUCCCCCAUCAACUACCACGGCAGCUGCCAGAAGCAGUGCGUUGCCUGUGCCGGCAUUGGACAAGGAUCGUGUCACGCGACGGGAGCUUCAAACAGCUGCUGUCAAUGAACAGGAGGCUUGGUUCCUACUAGCCUUUGCAUCCAAUCUCAGUCAAGCGCUCACCACAGUGGUCCACGGAGCUGACAAUGCCGCAACGCAAGAAAACAAGGUGGUCGUGUUUGAUGGGUACACAAUCUCGCCUCUUGAUGGGGAACUAGUGGAACGAAUGGGUUCAGUUGAAAACGGGUCACCCUUUAGCGACAUUAAUGUCACCCAAGAUAUCCUCGAACAGGCAGGUGUUGCGUCCCAUCAAAGACCCAUCUAUGAUGAUGUCGUUCCGGUUUGCAAAGAAACCCCGUCGCAAACCACAGAAACUGGGAAUGUUCACAUGAUGAUUGAAAACUUAGACUGCAAAAUGCUGCAGAAAGGAGAUUCCUUGGCGCAAUUGGAAGACGUCUUUCGAGCUGUGUUUAAUCGCGUUGGACAUGGUUGCGAUGGAUUGUUUCAACGUGUCAUGCAGGGUGCCAUCCUCGUGGACUGCGAGCCCAUGACUGCAUUCGAUUCAACUCGAGGGGAAAUCAAGUACGCAGAUACCAAUUGGACGUCAGAUGUCCUGUGCGACGGGUGCAUGGAUCCGGAACCUCUGUUCCUCGAGACAUAUCGAAGACUCUUGCGACGACGGCUUCAGAACGCGGAGUUUCUCAAGAGCUUUGUGGCAAACAUGACGAAAGAAAUGAACGAUCUCAUGGGAAACGGGGUGGACCUGAUUGACGCUUUCUAUGGCGCCAGCAUGUCAACCGUUGACCCAAGCACCAUUGUGGAAUUCACGGGGCAAAAGAUUACCGGUGGUGUUCCUGUAGAAAAGGACUUCGAGUGGCUGAACCCAAAGCUGAGUCAAAAUCUCGGCCCAGACCAGCUCAACCAAGAGACCGUUGCGGGUGGUGGUGAAAAUAACAUCUUUGAUCAAGAGAACGGGUCCACUGCGCAAGAUGCUACCCCUAACUCCACCAACGUCGUCGAGGAACCUAUUUGUGCCACUGAUAAUGGCGAAGUCUUCACCUAUGAAGAAGGCCGUAUCAACCUGCUUGUUGAAAACGUUCCUCCGGAACUUAUUAGCUUCACCGACAAAGGCAACACGGAAGUGAUGGAAGCGGUUUUCAAAGACGCCUACAAUUCAGUCUCAGGAAUGUGCGAAGGUGUCUUCAAACGAAUUGUUCACAAUGCUACUCUUCUCUCUUACUCAUUUGAGGAACGAGGAGACGGAAACCCUUAUGUGGACACUACGUGGAAGGCCAAUGUGAGCUGCAGCGGAUGCAACCCCAAGGAGCCAUUGUUCCUCGCUGCGCCGGGGAACGAUGCAGUCUCGAAUGCAAGAGCCAGACAGCUGCAGAUGGAUCUUGCGUCUUUGCUGGGUAUAUUCUCGACUCAGUUCAGUUCAGACUUCAACGAAGCUGUAAAGAGCGUUGUCCUUGCUGAAGAUCCUGCCGCCGACGGCUGGACCCCUUUGACUGUCUUCUAUGUUGCCACCUUGUCUUCAGAUGGAUCAGAGGUGAUGCAGUCCACUGGGUACCAUCCCCAAUUCUACGUGAAUGUGGGCAAUGGAGUGUCAAGACCGAACAGAGAGAGGCCGGAGGGCAGACCAAACGGAGGAGAAAAUUGGAACAGCACAGACUUGAUGAAUGCGUGUCUGAUGGACCUUGUGCUGGAAGAUAAGAACUACAACAACAUGCUUGACAAGCAAGAGUAUGUUAAGUUCAUUCACAAGUACACCAAGCAGAUUUUCCCGGAGUUUGACCUGCACAUAAUCCAAAGGGAACUUCCCUCGUUUCCUAGACUUCCAACCGAGCUGCAAGAAAACUUCGAACUGUUUUCGGCUGGAGGGGCGAUCCCGAUCUAUGGGGACAAGCACCAGCAGGGGGUGCCAAUCGAACAAGAACACUUUCUGCUAAAUUUCUGCAACGGAACAGCGGAUCUUCUUUGGUUUGAUUUUGGACCGGCGGUCACCAACUCUCCUGAAGCUGUCAGGACUCUGGCACCGACUUUGUCGCCAAGUGCUCCAUCUAUGUCUCCGUCUACUUCACCAUCAACGAUGCCUACAAUUGGUGAAGUUGGCGGAGACGUUUCAGUUACGCUUCCUCCUACCGGUACAGUGACCUCCUCACCAUCGGGUUCCUCAGCGGCUACCGGUAUACCAUCGGAUGCUCCUUCGGAGUCGCUUUCUGCAACCGUGGCCACUUCCAGUCCGACAGAAGCUCCCUCCGUGGUCACGGCUUCUCCAUCGUCUGCUACCAACACCUUUCCAUCGGUUUCUACCACUGCCUCUCCAUCUGUUUCUACUACUGCCUCUCCAUCGGCUUCUGCUACUGCCUCUCCGUCGUCUGUCGCCACUGCUUCUCCAUCGGUCUCUACCACUACCUAUCCGUCGUCUGUGGCCACUGCUUCUCCUACGGGCGCCGCAAUGUCGCCUACUACUGCUCCUUCUAGUACAGCGUCUCCAACCUCCAGUGCGCCUGCAGAAGGAACUCCUUUCACCGCCGCUCCAACAGAAGCGACGACAAGCUCUCCCUCGAGUGCUGCCGCCACGACAGCUGCUCCCACGUCCACCAGUAUUACGUCGAUUCCAACUGUAACACCCACCGAGGCUACCGUUGUCACAUCAGCGCCAACCAUGUCUCCGACACCAGAGGGCUUGGUGAGAAUGAGGUACCAAAUCCAGUUCUACAUCAACUAUCCUGGCUACACAGAUCGAUUACCAGAACCUGAAGAGUAUGAAGGCCUUCGAUCUGCCUUGGAGGUUUAUUUCUUUGGUCUUAUAUCUGAGCAAUACGAAAACUCUGACGAAACGACAUUGAUUGGGCAUGACUUGACAUUGCUGACGACAGAGUUCAUUCCCAAUCCUACGGACAGUCGAUACAGUCAACGUCUCUACUUUGACUCAGACUUUAUGUUUGAUGGGGUGACUCCUCACAUCAAGGAACUUUUCGAUGUGUUUGACAAUAUGUCUCUGCAAGCGUUGACCGAGGGAGCGGUGUGGUCAGCCAAGCCGCAAAACGGAAUUUUCUAUGCAACUGCAGGUAUUUUGUGGACCACCGACCUGGAAGUUCGGGGACGAUCCAUUGCAAGCAACAAGGCUGAAAGAGGAGUCUCUCUGGAUACUCCUGCCACUACUGCGACAAGCAGGGAGUUCACACCCCAACGACCACAAACACCCAGCACUGGUUCUGGCAAUCCAUAA